AUGGCCACUGCUCUUCUACUAAAUGAUGACUUUUACACAAACACCGAUGAUAAGUAUCUUGAAAUAUUCUCACUUAUUUGGCUUGAUGCAAAUGUAGAUGUUAAAGACAAUCGAGACACAGAAGUAAAAUUACGUUCGAUUAUCAAUCAUAUCAAGAAAUUUCAAGAUAUAGAACAAUGUGAACAAUAUAUUGAUCAAACAUCACAAAAAGAUCGAUUAAUACUUAUUGUUAGUGGUCCAUUAGGACAAGAAAUAGUACCCUCCAUUCAUCAACUUCGACAAGUUAUAUCAAUUUAUGUUUAUUGUAUGGAUAAGAACAGUAAUGAACAAUGGGUUCACAAAUUUUCAAAAAUAAAAUCUGUUGUUGUUGAUCUUGAUGAACUUGUCUCUCAAAUUACAACAGAUCAUAAAAUUCAGAAAAAGAUAGAAGAACCAUUAUCAAUCAAUAUUUUCACAACAAAUGUUGGUGCAGGGAAAUCAACAACAGGAGUUAAUGGAGAAUUUGUUUUUUCUUAA
Adineta steineri is the source of this 516-nucleotide messenger RNA. The record is from the annotation of a GenBank genome assembly. Lineage: Eukaryota; Metazoa; Rotifera; Eurotatoria; Adinetida; Adinetidae.